AUGGGAGUCGAGGGCUUGACUCCGCUGGCGCCUGCGGCGGUCGCACCGCUUUUGCCGCACGAGAUGGAGCACAUCCGUAGGGUUUACGACGAGGACGUCGGGAGCAAGAAGUUUGCCGCAAUCAUCACCCCCCGUGAGGACGCACACAUGUUUCGUAGCACCGACCAGCACUGCGUGCCCUGCGAGUGCAUCGUGGAGCUCUACGAGCUGCUCUGGCGCUGGGGGCACCGGCGGAAUAAGAACCGCAGCUUUGCUGACAAUUUCGGCUUCUCAAUCCCGGACACGGUGGUCAUUGCCAAGGGCAAGCCGUAUGCCUGGUACUUCAUCAGCCGGAAGGAUGGAUCCCUCCUUCGCAAGUCGGAUGGCAACCUUUCACUGCAUGCUCUGGAGAAGAAGCUAGUGGGAGACCGCGACAAGGACGACAACCGGGAUAAGCCCUGUGCGGUUUGGCUGCCCAUGGCCUCCCAGUUCCCGGAGGCCAGGAGCCCCACGCCCUUCGCUCAGUUCCUGUCGGUCAAGGGCCUUCAGGAGUUCAUCAUGUGCCUGAGGGAGCACCACUCUGGCAUUCUCCAGGGCUUCGUAGCACCCCACGGCGUUUCCAACGCCCUGGUCCGCACUGUCGAGUUCCGGCGGCAGACAGCGUUGGCCAUGCGAACCAACCGUGCGCUGCUUUCUGGAGGCAGCUUGGGUUUGUGGCGGUGUAGCGUGCAGUGUCGAGAAUAG
Messenger RNA from Symbiodinium natans, 723 nucleotides. The record is from the annotation of a GenBank genome assembly. Lineage: Eukaryota; Dinophyceae; Suessiales; Symbiodiniaceae.